Messenger RNA from Penicillium arizonense, 1278 nucleotides. Its product is annotated as putative chitin biosynthesis protein (Chs5). Bases 1 to 1278 code for a protein of 425 amino acids. NCBI's taxonomy places the organism in Eukaryota, Fungi, Ascomycota, Eurotiomycetes, Eurotiales, Aspergillaceae. Gene Ontology annotation, cellular component: exomer complex; trans-Golgi network. The transcript has 2 exons. Gene Ontology annotation, molecular function: protein dimerization activity. The record is from RefSeq and is a predicted model, not a curated record. Gene Ontology annotation, biological process: Golgi to plasma membrane transport; conjugation with cellular fusion.
AUGUUAGUCUCCUUGACGGUCGGCAAGGUAGACGCUGGCGUCGCAGUCCUCCUGACUCAAGACAACCGCCUCAUCGAAUUCCCCUCCGUCCUCCUCCCUAACAACAUCGCUUCCGGCAGCAUUGUGGACAUCACCGUUUCGCGCAACCACGCCGCAGAAGCAGCCAGCGCAACAGCCUUCCAAUCCCUCCAGAAACGAAUCCUCAAUACCUACGGCGUGAAAGCUCCCUCGCCCCCGAUCCUGCGUCUGCGAAAUGCCACGCAGACUUCCCUCGUCCUCGAAUGGGACCCUAUCGACUUGGCUACCGCAUCCCUGAAAUCCCUCUCCCUCUAUCGCAAUGGCUCAAAGGCCGGCUCCAUACCCCGUCCCCUGGAGACUCGCAGUACGAAAAUCUCCGGUCUAGCCAUUCACUCCGAAUACACUUUCCAUCUGGUCCUCCGGACGACUGCUGGUACUUACCAGUCCGAGAAGCUGACGUGUCGCACGCACAAGAUGACCGAUCUGUCUGGUAUCACUGUCACAACAGGCGUACUGGAUCCGGCGCAGAAGGAGGCUCUGGGGUCUGCGCUUGAUCGGAUCGGUGGUAAGAUGAUUGACUCUGUUCGCAUUGAUACUACGCACUUUGUUUGCACGGAGGGCCGGGGCCCGCUUUGGGAGAAGGCUGUUGAGAUGAAUAUUCCUGUUGUCACGCCUGAGUGGGUGGACGCAUGCGAGUCCGAGGGUACGAUUGUUGGUGUGCGUGGUUACUAUCUCAAUGCUGAUCCUAAGACUCGGCAACUUGGUGUCAUUCAUGGCUCUUCGCAUCAGCGUACUACUUCUACCAUGUCCACUGCGACUCUGGCCAACCAGGGCAGGCCCAGUACUGGUAGACCUAGUACCCAGCCUGUGAGAAGCCCUGUGCAGGAACAGGUGCCAGAGGAGCCUCCUUUGACUCCGUUCCCUGGGGGUGAGAUGAGUGGUCAACCGCAGGCGCAAACAGAGGAAGUUGGAUCGGCGGAUGAAGAUGACGCCCCGCCUCCCCCGCCCCCGCCAAAAGAUGAGGGAGAGGAUACAAAUGAGACGGUUCAGAAUGGAGACACAGAACCCGUGUCUGUGCCAGAGAUGAAGAUCGAUGGGCCUGAAUCUGAAGUCGAGGCGGAGGAGAGCAACGGAGAAUCAGACAAAGGUGCCACUCUGCCACAGAACAGACCCGAAGAUGAUUCCGAGGCUGCAAGUUCUGGCACUGCAAAGAGCAAAGGGAAGGAGGGUGAGGGUGACUUCAACGAAGUCCCUCUCUGA